Cloeon dipterum is the source of this 2416-nucleotide messenger RNA. RefSeq names its product N-alpha-acetyltransferase 35 (gene Naa35). The transcript has 10 exons. Lineage: Eukaryota; Metazoa; Arthropoda; Insecta; Ephemeroptera; Baetidae. Gene Ontology annotation, cellular component: NatC complex. Bases 76 to 2280 code for a protein of 734 amino acids. The record is from RefSeq and is a predicted model, not a curated record. Gene Ontology annotation, biological process: N-terminal peptidyl-methionine acetylation.
UUAACCAGCAGUUAACGCCCCCUUCUUGUUGUUGUUUUGUUUCACAGCCUCUGGUUUUGCACCUUUUUGCUGGGCAUGGCGGCGAACGAAGAAAGGAGUAGCUCACCUUUGAGCGAAGAGGAAUUAAACAGAUACGAUCAAAUGCCCAACGCAGAUGGAGGCUACACAGUUUCGUACAACUGGAUAGACAUCACUGCAGAGUUUACAAAGAACGUUAAAGAGAUGGAGUUGGGUGAGCUGCUGCAUGAUGAAAUGUUCGGCUUGCUGGAGGCCAUGUCCGCGAUCGAGAUGAUGGACCCGAAAAUGGACGCGGGCAUGGUGUGCAAUAGAGGAAGCAAGAAGGCACUGACCUUCGACCAGGCUGUGGAGGCAGGCGCGCUUAAGCUGAAGGAGCUAACCGCGUCAGAGCAGAUCGGAAUUAUCGACUCAACGCUGGCGUGUUUAGUCUCAUGGCUUGAGGGCCACUCGCUCGCACAGACUGUAUUCACCAACCUGUACCUGCACAAGCCAUACCAAAUCGAGGACCGGCCAAUGAAGGCCUUCAGCAUUGCCGUGUUAAAGAUCGUCGAUCUCAUUCGUGACUUCAUCACUAAAGCGCUGGUUUUUGAAGAGGAGGACUUCCAGCUCAUCACCUAUGGCUUCCGGCUUGUGCCUGACAUCACGGAAACCCGGGCUCUAGGCAUGCUCAGGGAGGUUGAGGAUGAGCUCAGCAAGAAGAUGAAAGCCUCCAAGUCAAAGAUCAUGGAACAAAGUCCCAGAGACGAGCAGCUCAUCGCUCAGCAUGAAGACACGCUGGCCCUGUACUCGAGGAUAAAAUUCACAAGGACAUUCUACCUGGCACUCUCGGCCCUGGGAAAGCGCGACCAAACGCUUGAACAGGGUCGGUAUCUUGGCGGCUGCUCAGAGCUGCUCGUCAUUCUGCAGAAGACCGUGGACAGAGGCAUCAAACCUGCGCCGCCCUGCACAACUUCCGGCUCCAACAGAGACAUCCCGACGAUAAUGGGCUUUGAUCCUCUGGUAAACCAGCGUUUGCUGCCGCCUACCUUCCCGCGCUACACCAAAAUCAAGUGCCGCGAGGAAGCGUUGGAGUACUUUGAUGCGCUCGUGCAGCGACUCAAGACAGUUACUAAGAUAAGCAGCUACAGUUCCUUCCACGCAGCACUGGACUUUUUCAUCGAGUUCAGUCGCAGCAGCCCAUGCAUCCUGUCGCGCUCGAUUCUGCAGCUGCUGUACCUGCCGCACUAUAACCGGGUGCUUGGCGCGCACAACUUCACCGACAUACUCAGGGAGGCGGCCAAGACAUUCAUUUGCCCACCGGCCCUGAUGCCCAAGUCAACGCUACUCAACAACCCACAGGCUAAGGAGUAUGUGGACACGUUCUUUGGGCACUGCGUACGGCCGCUUGGCACUUUGAUCCAGAUAUGCGGUAAUAACAGAGCCAGGCAGCGGGACAAACUCGCACAUCUGCUGGAGGACUUUGCAUCUCUCCAAGAUGAGGCAGAGCGAGUGGAUGCGUUUUUGCACAACCUGUCAUUAAAGUCAGACAACCCGCGGCCGCACCUCGCCUGCCUUGGCACUUGGAUCCUGUACCACGCCCUGCGAGUCAUGAUCAUGUACUUGCUAUCUGGCUUCGAGCUUGAGCUCUACAGCGUCCAUGAGUACCACUACAUUUAUUGGUAUUUGUAUGAGUUUCUGUAUGGCUGGCUGGUAUCGUCGCUGUCCAGGGCGGACAGCUUCAUCCUCGAGCAAGAAGCGGCUAAGGACAUGGAAAAAGCGUCUGGGCGCAGCUCGAAAAAGAGCAAGGCCAAGCGGAAGAACAGGAGCAGACCAUACGGCCGCGAGAUCGCGAUGGCGCAAGUGCUGCUGAACAUGUGCGGUGGCUACCAUAGGGCGAUGGUGGCCCUACGGCUGGGGGACAAGCUGCAGACGCCACACUAUGAAUUUGACGACGAGCGCGUGCGUUACGAGCAUCGUUUCGCGCCAUUUGCUAGUCUGAUAACGCCGCCAAUCAUGCACUAUCAGGAGUUCAUGGAAAUGACCUCCAACAUCAAGGAGGGCCAGAACAGCGCCUACUUUUACAUGCAGGGCGCCGACUUCUUUCACCAAGCCCGAUCUUUUCUCGAAGGACUUCCCUUCCUUGACACAGAGGGCCAGGAGUUGUUAAAAAUCUGCAAAACAAACUUUGUGGUGCUGAAACUGCUAGGGGGCGGCCACAAAAAAGAAUCUCCAGUGGAGCUCGACUUCUCCAGCCACCAGCAUUUUCCGAUUAUCAAAGUGUGACCCGGCUCAGACUGUUUUGUUACUCGUGAGUAGUUUUUACCGUUUUACCAUUGCCGCUCGUGACUGCUGUUUUGUUAACUCAAAUCUUGUAUUGGUCAAUAAAAACGCUAAUUUAUAUGUUCAAAACACAACAUUA